AUGAGACCUGACAUUUACUCUCGUGAGGAUGAGAAACGCAUCUCGGAAUUGCACGGACGGGUAAAAUGUGGCGGCUCACUUUCCAAUGAGGAAGCCGUUGAAUUGGCGCAGCUUAAGAGGCUUUACCACGAGUUUAUUGAGGAAGGGGAGCGGCGGUUGCAGUUGCAGGGAGAACCCGAAACGAAAGAGGUCACAGAAGCUGAUAAGUCGGGCGAUGUGCUUCUCGCUCUGCAAGAGACUGUGACCUCCGCAGGGAAGGCGGCAUAUUUUUGGGGAUCACUUGUAGCUACGCUCGUGCCAGGCUAUUUUGGACGCAAAGUUGGCCUCACCUCGGGUUUUUUGCACUGGAAUUUUAUUACGGAUUGGCUUAUUCUCGGUGCCCUUCCCGUGGUUACGAAGGUUGGUAGCAGCGGUAACCACUUGGUGCAAAUACGAGAGCAGUUGGAGUCUCGCGGCGUGAAGUUGGGCCUCGUUGUCGCAUGCCUGGAGGAUGCGGAGGUGAAUGGGUUUGGCGUUCCGAUGAUCAGUUUUGCUGAUGAGUCGAGUUGGCACGAGUAUGUUAGUCCCGCUGUGCAGUAUCUUCGCUUGUCGAUGCCAGACACCACCGCCAAUAUCUCUUUUGAUAGUGUUUGGCGUGCUGUGCAGCAGAUGCACAAGUGCAUCACUGAACGAAAAUGCGUUGUUUAUCUGCAUUGCAAGGCCGGAAAGGGACGCAGUUGGAUGGUGGCAAUGUGUUACCUCACCUCAUACGGAGGGAUGACGUUUGACGAUGCGGAGCAAUUGAUCCGCUUCACCCGGGCACAAAUUAACCCAUCACCGGCACAGCAGGCCUUUGCAGCUCGAUUUGCUGCCAGAAUAUCGACACAACAAGAGCAGGACGUAUGCUAG
Trypanosoma rangeli is the source of this 888-nucleotide messenger RNA. RefSeq names its product dual specificity phosphatase. Bases 1 to 888 code for a protein of 295 amino acids. NCBI's taxonomy places the organism in Eukaryota, Euglenozoa, Kinetoplastea, Trypanosomatida, Trypanosomatidae. Gene Ontology annotation, molecular function: phosphatidylinositol-4,5-bisphosphate 5-phosphatase activity; protein tyrosine/serine/threonine phosphatase activity. The transcript has a single exon. Gene Ontology annotation, biological process: protein dephosphorylation. The record is from RefSeq and is a predicted model, not a curated record.